AUGGGUUCUCUAGUCGAGACCACGAGCAAAAAGCCCUGGGUGGAAACGCCAUUACAUGAAUCGCCAACUCUCUCUCGUGCCGCUGGCUGUCGGGUAUUCUUGAAGCUCGAGAAUCUCCAGCCAUCGGGAUCCUUCAAGUCUCGAGGCAUCGGCAAUUUGGUGCUGACCGAAGCCGCUUAUCACAAGGCCAUUGGCAGCACACGACCAUUGCAUUUCUUCUCCUGCUCCGCCGGCAAUGCAGGCCUUGCCGCCGUGUCCGCCACCAGUGCUCUAGGUUACGCCUCCACUGUUGUCGUGCCGGAGAACACCGAAGAGACGAUCAUUGAGAAAUUAAAGAUCAACGGGGCCAGCAAUGUCGUGGCGCAUGGUUCGACGCUAUUGCAAGCGGACCAAUAUCUGAAAGAGGUCAUGAUGCCCCUUGCCGAAGCAAAGGGUGAAAUCCCCGUGUAUGUGCCGCCGUUUGACAACGAAGCCAUAUGGGAAGGAGCCGCCACCAUGGUCGAGGAAAUCCAUCGACAGAUGCCUGAUGGCGAAAAGCCCGACGCCAUCGUUUGCUCUGUGGGCGGUGGAGGGCUGUUGUGCGGCAUCGCCAAUGGCAUGGACCGGGUCGGCUGGGGCAGCGAAGUUCAGGUGCUUGCCGUCGAGACCAAAGGCGCGGAUUCCCUUCAUCAGUCGUAUCUGGCUGGCCGGCUGGUCACCAUGUCUGGCAUCACCUCUAUUGCCACCUCGCUCGGUGUGGUCCGAGUGUGCCAAAAGGCGUUCGACCUCCUGUCCCGCAAGAAUGUCACCAGCCUCGCGCUCGAGGACGCCGAGGCCGCCAUGGGCUGUUGGCGUCUGGCCGACGACGAACGCAUGAUUGUCGAGCCGGCAUGUGGCGUGAGCGUUGCGCUGGCGUACGAUGGCCGACUCAAGAAGCUCCUGCGAGGAUUCAGUCCGGACAAAAAGGUCGUCAUUGUCGUCUGCGGCGGUAGUAAGGUCUCCGUCGACACCCUUGUCCAGUAUAAGGCACGCUAUGCCGCUCGGGCAAAGGAGUUGGCUGCAGUAUGGUCCGAUACGUCGGCCUAG
Exophiala dermatitidis NIH/UT8656 is the source of this 1065-nucleotide messenger RNA. RefSeq lists its product as uncharacterized. Gene Ontology annotation, molecular function: L-serine ammonia-lyase activity; threonine deaminase activity; pyridoxal phosphate binding. Bases 1 to 1065 code for a protein of 354 amino acids. The transcript is spliced from 2 exons. The record is from RefSeq and is a predicted model, not a curated record. Gene Ontology annotation, biological process: L-threonine catabolic process; L-serine catabolic process. NCBI's taxonomy places the organism in Eukaryota, Fungi, Ascomycota, Eurotiomycetes, Chaetothyriales, Herpotrichiellaceae.